Paramecium tetraurelia is the source of this 459-nucleotide messenger RNA. RefSeq lists its product as uncharacterized. The transcript has 2 exons. The record is from RefSeq and is a predicted model, not a curated record. Gene Ontology annotation, cellular component: dynactin complex. Gene Ontology annotation, biological process: mitotic spindle organization. NCBI's taxonomy places the organism in Eukaryota, Ciliophora, Oligohymenophorea, Peniculida, Parameciidae. Gene Ontology annotation, molecular function: dynein complex binding.
AUGUCUCUAAUACUCAGUCAAAUCAAUAAGGAUAAUGUGAAAGUAGGCAAAGGCUGUUGUAUAGCUUUGGGAGUGCAAAUAAUAUCAGAAAUUGGUGAAAUCAUCAUUGGCGAUUACACCAUCAUAGAAGAAGGAUGCAUAAUUCGAAAUAAUCAGUUUAAGAAAAUGGUAAUUGGAUCUUAUAAUGUUUUCGAAAUUGGAUGCAAAGUUGAAAAUGCUAAUAUCGGAGAUUGUAAUGUAUUUGAGAUGAGAUGCAUAAUUGAAAGUGGAUGUACAAUUGAGAAUAAUUGCCGAUUUGGCAUCAAUUCAAGAAUUCCCCCUAAAUAGAACUUCCCUAAUUUCUCUAGAGUAUAUUACCCAUUUAAUUGUUUAAAAGUGCCUCCGUAUGAUUCAUCUUAGCAUAAAGAAGAAAUUUCAGAAUUAUGUGCUGCUCUGUUUUAGAUGGGAUCAAAGAAAUGA